This is a messenger RNA of Zychaea mexicana, 486 nucleotides long. RefSeq names its product CAP domain-containing protein. The transcript is spliced from 3 exons. The coding region runs from base 1 to 486 and encodes 161 amino acids. NCBI's taxonomy places the organism in Eukaryota, Fungi, Mucoromycota, Mucoromycetes, Mucorales, Lichtheimiaceae. Gene Ontology annotation, cellular component: extracellular region. The record is from RefSeq and is a predicted model, not a curated record.
AUGCGCCCCAUUCCACUCUUUAUCACCAUCCUCGUCUUGAGCUUGAUUCAGGUCACGCGUGCCAUCUCGUCAGCAACUGCAAAGAGCGCGCUGAAGAUCCAUAACGAAUUCCGUGCAAAGCAUUCAGCACCCGCCUUGAAGUGGAGCACCACCUUGGAAAAGUAUGCCCAGAGCUGGGCCAACAAGUGUGACUUCAAGCACACCAAUGGCCCCUAUGGUGAGAACCUCGCUUGGGGCUACGCUAACUUCCCAGCUGCUAUCAGCGCAUGGUACAACGAGGAAGAGAAAUAUGAUUACAACAAUCCUGGCUUCUCCGGCUCCACUGGUCAUUUCACUCAAGUGGUCUGGAAGUCCACCACUGAACUCGGCUGCGGUAUCAAGACCUGCCCCGAUGGAGCCAAGAACUACGUUUGCUCGUACAAGUCUCCGGGCAAUGUUGUCAGCAGCGACAAUGCUUAUUUCAAAAAGAACGUUUUGCCAAAGUAA